CACAAUCGCACACGAUUCGCCGACUAGAGAUCGACUCAAUCAUUGCAUCCAUCCUCUUACACAUGAAGCCAGGCCGGCUAACUCAUUCUUCCCGGUCCCCGAGCAUAGCCGAGCAAGCGCUCCAGUACUGCUCCAGUUACCUGCGGCGCUUGGCGCUAGAGCACUCACACACGCGCAAACAGCUGCGCGCGGCCCGAAUGUUCAAGCAGCCGCAUGCGCAGUUCACCCUUGCGACCUUAUCAUAUUAAUAUUCGUCCUGGCGUUGUCAAGUCCACCAGGACGAUCGAGUUGCAUACCACUUCGAGGUUUCAUCGCCGGUUUCCAGGCCGUUUCUGUUGUGGCGUGCUGUCUUGCGUACUUACGGACUGCAGAGUUUCUUGUCCGCUACAAGCUCUCGAGCAGCGUGGCAGACAUGUGGAGGGAUGAUUGUCGAAGCCCAGUCGUUCUGCGCCCUUCUCCGAAUGAACAGCGCCACUUGAGUUGCUGACCCAGGGAGCGCAGCUAGUUCUUGCUCUCUUGGUCUCUCGCUUGUUUCAUAACUAUGCGGCGUUCUUGUCUGCUUUUCGAUCGUCUUCCGCCCGUCCAGGGGCAUUCGUGCAGGCUCAGGCCGCUUGAGGGGUGUUCCUCAAAACUUUCCCGCCAACGUGCAUUACCGCUCGAAUAAUGACCAAUUUACGGCGGCCUAGUUGCUCCACAACACUUUGUCUCUCUCUCUCUCUCUGCAUUUUCUUCCUUCCUUCCUCUUUCUGACCGUCAUGGGAUUGGCACCGAGCGCCGACAACACCUUCGGGAUGCUCUUCGUCGCAGUGGCAGUUUCAUCCGCAUUGUAUGGAGCGGGGAUUCUGCAGUUCUGGAUGUACAUCCGCAAGUACCAUAAAAAGGAUCCUUUGCUGGUCAAGGGCGUGGUCAUCGCGGUGCAGAUUCUGGAUACUGUUCAGCAGGUGCUUGUGUGCCACGCAGGUAAUCGAUUCCCUGGCUGCAGCGAACGGGCACUUACAACCAGUAUAGUCUACAGAUAUCUGGUGUCGUCCAUGAUGGAUCCGACUAUCCUGGGGAGCUCCGUCAAGUCCUUGACGGUCGAGCUCAUCUUCAGCUGUGCCAUCACCACUCUUGUCCAGCACUGGACAUCAUGUGUGGUGCUCAUGAUAUAUGCGGUCAAAGCGGUCAAAACCCAUUUAAUCACCGAUAUCAUCAAGCUCAAGAACCUCUCCAUCGCAGCGAAUACUCUGUCUGCAGCAGCAGAUAUCACCAUCUCUGUUGUGCUCGUUCUUCUCCUGCAUGUAGCCAAGACGGGCUUCAAGCGAUCAACUGACUUGAUCAACCGAUUGAUGAUCUUUAGCUUCAACACUGGUCUUCCUACGAGCAUAUGCGCUCUGGUCGCCACCAUCUGUGUUGCUGCGUUCUCAAACACGUUUCUCUACAUCUUCUUUUUCCUGCUGCUGGGCCGGUUGUACACAAACUCGAUUCUGGUCACCCUCAACUCGAGAGAAUACAUCAAGUCAACGAGCGACAACCACAGCGACGAGCAGUACUCCCUGGAGAACAACUCCGUGCGCGCACGACUGCCACCCUCAGCUGCGACGAACACACACGAUCCUAUCACGAUCCGGAUCGAGACCAAUACGAUGCACGACUUUCGCUCAGCGUCGCUGGCAGACUUGAAAAACUAGCCCCUGGCAGGAUGGUUCGGUUUAUGUAAAUAGAUCUCUCGGGCACCUCUGUGAUGAUGUAAUCGCGUGAUAUACGCACGACGCG
Molecule: messenger RNA, 1755 nt
Organism: Mycena citricolor
Lineage: Eukaryota; Fungi; Basidiomycota; Agaricomycetes; Agaricales; Mycenaceae
Source: the annotation of a GenBank genome assembly